GAUGGGACUGGGACGUCGUCGUUUUAGGCAGACAGUCAAUCAACGCAUGGGAUUGAACGAUUUGGAAGCAGACUGAGCCUGCCCCGUAUUGGAACACACAAGUGAAAAUAGAAAACUUCUUUCUUCUUCUUUAGACUACUUUGUUGGCAUUCUACUCUGUUCUGGGCUUUGUUGCGAUUGCGGAGUGCGGACCGUAGGAAAAUGGCGCCAAGGGCUUCCCAUGCUAAGGCAAAACCCUUGACCGACCCACACGGAAUGUUCACCGGAAUGGUGGUUCUCUUGGUGGCGAAUGGAGUUCAGUCCCGCCGGCUUGAGAUUUGGAAGCAGAAGCUGGUGCAGUUGGGGGCUACGGUCGAGGACUACUUGUCCAAGAAGGUCAAUUACAUUUUUGCUAUGAACCCAGAGGCCCUUCUCAAGCAAUUGGACAAACAACGCCUUGAAAGCUUCAAAGGAAGAGUUCUCCUUUAUCAGUGGGUGGAGGAGAGCCUGCGAUUAGGGGAAAAAGUUUCAGAGGAUUCAUAUCGCAUAGACAUCAAUUCAGAAGGAGGGGAUACUAGAAAUAAGUCCCAAAGUGCUAAGGAUAGUGAAGAACCUUCUCCUCUGAAGAAGGUGAGACAUAUUCCCGAGGAUGUGGAAGGUUUCAAAGCAGAUAGCAAGGGUGAUUCAGCUGAUAGUCCCAGAAACUCUGACAGCUUAGACUAUUCUCUUAGCCCCGGAAGGACUAGCCCGAAACCUUAUAGUAGUCCGAAUACGGAUUUGUCGUUGGAGUAUAAUCCACCUGAUUUAAACAGAAACAUCACCGAGAUAUUUGGAAAACUUAUCAACGUCUACCGGGCGUUGGGUGAUGAUCGGAGGUCUUUUAGCUAUUACAAAGCAAUUCCAGUUAUUGAGAAGUUGCCGUUCAAAAUUGAGAGUGCAGAACAGGUGAAAGGUCUACCCGGGAUUGGAAAGUCAUUGCAGGACCAUAUUCAGGAAAUAGUAACUACUGGAAAAUUGUCCAAGUUGGAGCACUUUGAAACAGAUGAGAAGGUACGUGCCAUUACUUUAUUUGGAGAAAUUUGGGGUGUCGGUCCAGCUACUGCCCUGAAGUUGUAUGAGAAAGGAUAUCGCACAUUAGAUGAUCUAAAGAACGAGGAUUCAUUAACUAAUUCACAGAAGAUUGGGUUGAAGUACUUUGAGGACAUCAGGACAAGAAUUCCACGCAAUGAGGUUCAAGAAAUGGAAGGGCUACUGCAGAAAACUGGAGAAGAGAUUUUACCAGGGGUACUUAUUCUAUGUGGAGGAUCUUAUAGACGUGGGAAAGCAUCUUGUGGGGACAUGGAUAUUGUAGUUACUCACCCAGAUGGGAAAAGCCAUAAAGGAUUUUUGUCACAGUUUGUGAAACGCUUGAAGGAUAUGAAGUUCUUGAGAGAAGAUCUAGUUUUCACCACUCACAGUGAACAGGGUACUGAUUCUGGUGUUGACACAUAUUUUGGUCUUUGUACGUAUCCAGGACAAGAACUGCGACACCGGAUAGAUUUCAAGGUAUAUCCAAGAGAUAUAUAUGCUUUUGGUCUCAUAGCUUGGACUGGGAAUGAUGUACUGAACAGAAGGUUGAGGCUCCUAGCAGAGUCCAAAGGUUUCCGGCUUGAUGAUACUGGUCUAUUCCCAGCUACUCACUCCUCGGGUGGGAAACGGGGUACGAGGGCAACAGCAAGCUUGAAACUUCGGACGGAGAAGGAAGUGUUUGAUUUCUUGGGUUUCCCAUGGCUUGAACCCCAUGAAAGGAACUUGUGAGAUAUGUGUGUGUAGGUAUGUUUUGCUUUCACAUCGGUUUAUAUAUGCACAAGCAUCCAAGACCAUGAGCCGCGGAAUUGGUGCUACUAGCAGCCUAACCGCCCUUGGCCGUUUAGUUGUGCUAUGGAGAAAAUGAAGCUGUAGCAGGUGGAGAAGAUGGGUUCUGAAAGCUUCAACGCUUGUAUUUUGGGAAUUGCUUCCGCAUCAUACUUCUCCAGUACAACAUUUUUGCCUACCUAUUGUAUAUAUCCAGUUGGAGAGUCAUGAAUAUGCAUCGCAACCUGGGAUUUUGUGUACACAGGUGGAAAUUUUGGUUUGAUAAGUUAAGUUUGAUCUAUUAGAUAAUAAUCUCCUGGCUCCUGCGGUACAUGAUAUGUACAAUUAGCACCUUUAGGAGUUUUGAUUAGGGUUAAAGGUAUUGCAUAAGAUUAGGGGUAACAAUUAAACCCAUAUCCAAAAUCAGUCCAACUCAAUAAAGAAAGUGAAAACUUUGUUUUUAAUGGUUUUUGGUUGAGCGUGGGUAAUUUGAAUUCAAGGGUUAGGUUGAUUGUGGGUUCGGCCAAAACUUCACUCCACCGCUCUCUUGCACUUGAAAAGAAAAACUAUGUGUUUUGCAUCUAACUUGAAUAAUGUAUGGAUGUUAUUAGUUUUUUCUUUAUCAUGUUGUUCUAAACAAUAUACUUAUUUAUUGAUUUUAUUAGUUUUUAUAGCAAUAUAAUUGUUUGGGAAAAACCGAUACUAUAAAGAUUUGGAUGUUCGGAAGAAUUAUUGCUAUAAUUGUUUAUAUAGCAAUAUACUUAUUAACCACUAAUCAAUAGCAAUCUCUACAUGUGAUAUUUUUCUUUUGUUAUUUUGAAAUUUUGAAUGAUGUCAUUUUUAAUAAUAAACAAAUAAUCACAAAUAUAGUUCAAAAUAAUUUGUCUAUAUUUCUAUAUUCUUAAAAUAAAAUAAUAAUUAUAAGAAAUAAUAUCAAUACAAAAUUUAUCGUGAACUCAUAAUUUAAAUCCAAAUUUCAACACAAAAAAAAAAUCAAACUUCUUCAUCCAAUUGGCAAAUACGGACUAGCAACAGGUCAAACACAAGCACCAAAAGGUUAUCAUCAUUUACAACACAUCAAAGAAGCAACGAUCACUAGGGUGUGAGGUUCGCUCUAUCGACUGCAAAUAGGAGUGAAAGAGGGGUGAGUUUUGACUUCUGAUUCUUAAACACAUUUAAGACUCUUGGUGAAGGGUUUUUUGCAAUAUGUGAGAAUUGGGAUGUCUAGAAUUGCGACUUUGAUUGUUUUUCAAUUUUGAAGCUUUUCACCUACACCAAAGUACAAAACUAUAUAGUUAUACUAGUAGACGGUUAUUGGUUAACCACUAAUUGAUUAGUCAGUUAGCAGUUAACCACUAAACAAAAUACAAUUAACUAAAACAGAACCAAUAAAAAAUUAUUGAUUAUUGAUUAAUAAUUAACCUUCUUUAUCGAUUUGGUUACCUAUUUUGACCAAUAACCGACAGACUUUUAUUUUAUUUUCUUACCCAUAAACCUCAGCCCCACGUGCCACUUUGUGAUAACGGGGCCUAAUAAAUUUAGGAGCCAACUGCAAUCAAUUCGAGCCCUCAUACCUCUGGAAACACUAACAAGCCUCGCUUGGAUCAAAACUGAGAUCUGCAACUCCUAAUUCCUUACUAUCGUGGCAACUUAUCGUUAGACUGUCUUAAUUUUGGUACUGACAAUUUUUUUUUUUUUGGUACAUACAUCCGUUUAGUUGGAUUUGGAAAAAUCCUACGGGUAAAUGUCACAUUUGGUCGCUGAGAUUACUAAAUUGUGUCAUGUUUAGUCACUAGAAAAAUUUAAUAUCAAUUUUGGUCACUCAAAUUACUGAAAGAGGUUACAUUUAGUCACUCUCCUGUUCGCCUCCGUCCAACUCCGGUCACUCGAAUUACUGAAACAUGUCACAUUUAGUCACUCAAAUUACUGAAACAUGUCACGUUUAGUCACUCUCCCGUUAGUGUUACUAGAAAAAUUGUAUAUCAAUUUUGGUCGCUCGAAUUACUGAAACAGGUCACAUUUAGUCACUCUCCCGUUAGUUUCCGUCCAACUAAUGGAGUUGGACCGUCGACAUAGGAGUCAUCAGGGCAGGGACGGAGUCAGGAUUUUUCGGUAGGUGGGGCCAACAAAUUUUUUUUGCCACAAACUAAUAAAAUAAUAUCACUUUUGAAUUAUACUAAAAAAAAAUUAUAUAAAAAAUAAUAAAAUUAUGUGCAACCUAAACAUCAUGAUAUAUCUCAUGGAAAGUAUUUUAUCAUGCAACAUACUAUUUUUACGGUAUAUAAUUGAAACUUAGAUAUAUUAUAACAGUUAGAACAAAACAAAAACACGAUAAAAUUUCACUUAGGAAUUACAUAAAUUCACCUCAAAAUGUGGAAUAAAGUGAAAAUAUAAUGAAAAUUUUCAAAGAAACUUGCCUUGAAUUUUUCAAAGGAAUAGAAUGAAAUUUGCCUUGAAUU
This is a messenger RNA of Linum trigynum, 4271 nucleotides long. Lineage: Eukaryota; Viridiplantae; Streptophyta; Magnoliopsida; Malpighiales; Linaceae. The record is from the annotation of a GenBank genome assembly.